UAGAAAUAACAAUCGUCUUAAGGCAGCCUAAAUCAAUUGAUUCUCCAUUUUGCCGAUAAACCUGAUAGCUGAUACCCUUUUCUCUCAGUUUCACCUUCCCCUCGGUCCUCCUGCUGCUUAAACCCUAGGCCUCGCCGACGAAGGAAAGUAGGAAACUAACCGAACUGACAAAUUUCAAAGAAAUUUCAGUAUGUCGAACAGAGAAGAUUCCGAUUCGGAAUCAGACGCACCGGAGGAGUUCACCGCCGAGCAGGGAAUUGAAUUAGAUGCGGAGAUAAGGAAGAUUCAGAAGGAUAAUAAGUCAAGGGUUGCUCGUGAGGGGAAGGCACUAAGGAGAAAAUGGGCAGAGCGGAAAACACCACGACCAUCCAAAAAGGGAGAACAAGGCGUCCAAGAUGCAGUUGAAACCAAGGAGGAUGAGGAGUCUGUGGCUGCGAAAGGGAUGCUUCCCAGUAACAUUGUUCAACAGCUUGCUGCUCGGGAGAAGAAAGUGUUUACCACAGAAUCUGAUGAUGAAACCCCUGGUGCAAAUGCGAAGCUUCCUCCAAGGAAGAAGAAGGCGAGAGGCUCAGGGCCGCAGACUGUUAUUCUGACUGAGAUAUCCCCACCACCAUGUUUACAGAACUCGUUAGAGUUUCUAAAGAAGAACAAGAUGCGGCUUUCAAGAUCAUCAGCUGUUCUUAACAACUCCAACCAAGCUCUUCGCUUUAUCUCUUCAUCUGGCUUGUUAAGUAAGAAGUGAGAACAAAGUGCGGCUUGAGCUUCAGCUUCUUCUCCAACGGUGCCAUUUCCCCCCCUGCUUAGAGCGAGUUGAAGGGCAAUCCAUUCAAGUAUCUGGUUUCUGGGAAGUGUUGUAUCAACCAAGCUAGUGUAUCAUCUCGGAGGCCCUUUGCUCCCAGCCAUGUCGACCAGGUUACUGCUUGUUUCGCUAAGGCAAUCAAUCUACUAUGCAUAGUCCAUGAAUUAGUGAAGAAGUGUUAGGGUCCUGUUGGCUAUUUUCAAGUAUACAAACACGAAAUUUUGUUACUUGCUACUGGUGAUGCAUCAGUUCGAGAAGCUUUGUUGUUGGAAAGUAUGCGAAUGUUUAAGUUCAAAUUGUAAUGAUAGAGAAAUUGAACGCAUUCCUGUUUCGAGAGAACUCCAAAUGCAUUGAAAUUUUCAAACUUAUCGUUACUGGAAUUUGAUAGUGGAGAUAACCAUUGAUGAAGCUACAUGCCAUUUAAGCAUUGACCAGACUUAGUAUUGCCAUUGUCCCCACAUGAUCAAAUACUAAGCAUUAGCUUCACUAAGCUACAUGUUCCCAUUCCAGCAGCCAUUCGACAGAAACCAAACAAGAUCAAAUCGACUCGCAAGUCCGGUCGUCACCUUCUAAUCCUCUAUAUCCCCUACUCUAUAAACUUCAAGGAGAGGAGAAGGCGUCAGCCGGGUCGACCCACAUCGUGCUGUGUCGAGCCCCCGAUUGCAGGGCUAGGAGGGCGCUCUUUACACGGUGCAAGCUCCUGUGGUCCCUGAUGCGUCUCAGGACGACAUCCCUGUCCAGUGCUCUGGAGGCAGCAUGAUGGUUAUGAUCAUUACGAGCGGCUUGAGCCAUUGGCGAUGGCUUCAAGAGGAGUUGCCUGCUGACCGACGGCAGGGGACUUGUUGUAUCCCUGCCCUCGCCGUUAUCUCCACAUGAGCAGAGGGAACUUGGACUGUUGCUGAAGGUUUCAUGCGCAGCUUGUUUGGAGAGAAGAGGAUAUCCAUAGCUGGAGAUGAGAUUGGUGAGAAGAAGUAGAGAGUGGAAAAUGAGAGGAAAUAGAGGUUGGUUUAUAUAGAGGGAGUGGGAAUGGAGAGGAAGAAACGGUUGAGGUAUUGGCGUUUUCCCGUGGGAGAGAGCACAUGGUUUGUGAGAAUGGCGACGUGGGGUUUCUUCUGUUUCUAUUUCGGGACGUAGUUUGCUGGUUAAGGUAGGUGCUGUGUCGCAUUCUUGGGUGGGCUGUGUUUUUGGGAUGCAUAUUGGUGUUAUCUUCGUCCGAGUCACGAUUUUUUGCGACUUUU
Molecule: messenger RNA, 2037 nt
Organism: Linum tenue
Lineage: Eukaryota; Viridiplantae; Streptophyta; Magnoliopsida; Malpighiales; Linaceae
Source: the annotation of a GenBank genome assembly